CGCUCUGUCGGUUGAACCUACAGACGUGGAUUCGGUGCUGCUGCUGAUAAUGUUCACGUCCGGUUAUAGUCACACACCAGCAUCUCUGCUCUAGCAGACUUUUUUAACGUCGGUCACCUCUAAGUCUACUGACAAACGGGGAUAUAUUAUAUUCUCUCUUUUUCAUUUUCUCUGUCGCCAUCUCUCCGUCGCUUAUCGGUGAGAAAGAGGCUCGUUUCCCCGAGGAAGAGGGCAGCCUAUAGCGGUGGCCAAGGGCAUUUACUCCGUGGUCUCGUUGUCUGGAUGAUUUCUGAUUCUGGUGAUUUUCACAAUAUUUUAUUUGAAUCAUGGCGACUGAUUCCCCUGCCCGGAGUCUGGAUGAGAUCGAUCUGUCUGCUCUACGGGACCCAGCAGGCAUCUUUGAGCUGGUGGAGUUGGUGGGCAAUGGAACCUACGGACAGGUGUACAAGGGUCGUCAUGUCAAGACAGGGCAACUUGCAGCCAUCAAGGUCAUGGAUGUCACCGGGGAUGAGGAAGAGGAGAUUAAAGCAGAGAUCAACAUGUUGAAGAAGUACAGCCACCAUCGGAACAUUGCCACCUACUACGGUGCCUUCGUCAAGAAGAACCCUCCUGGCAUCGACGACCAGCUAUGGUUGGUGAUGGAGUUCUGUGGGGCGGGCUCAAUAACAGAUCUGAUUAAGAACACCAAGGGGAACUCACUGAAGGAGGAGUGGACUGCCUACAUCUGCAGAGAGAUCCUCAGGGGUCUGACCCAUCUCCACCAGCACAAGGUCAUCCACAGAGACAUCAAGGGUCAGAACGUGCUGCUGACGGAGAACGCAGAGGUCAAACUGGUGGACUUUGGUGUGAGCGCCCAGCUGGACCGGACGGUGGGGAAGAGGAACACCUUCAUCGGGACUCCCUAUUGGAUGGCUCCUGAGGUCAUAGCCUGCGACGAGAACCCUGAGGCCACCUACGACUUUAAGAGUGACCUGUGGUCUCUGGGUAUAACAGCUAUAGAAAUGGCAGAAGGAGCCCCUCCACUUUGUGACAUGCACCCAAUGAGAGCUCUCUUCCUCAUCCCACGAAACCCCGCCCCCAGACUCAAGUCCAAGAAGUGGUCUAAGAAGUUCCAGUCGUUCAUUGAGAGUUGCUUGGUGAAGAGUCAUGGUCAGAGACCCAGCACAGAGCAGCUGUUGAAGCACCCCUUCAUCAGAGAGCUGCCCAACGAACGACAGAUCCGCAUCCAACUGAAGGACCACAUUGACAGAACCAAGAAGAAACGUGGAGAGAGGGAUGAGACAGAAUAUGAGUACAGCGGGAGUGAAGAGGAGGAAGAGGAGCGAGACGUGGGGGAGCCAAGCUCCAUCAUCAACAUCCCCGGUGAGUCGACAUUAAGGCGGGACUUCCUGCGUCUGCAGCUGGCCAAUAAGGAACGCUCUGAGGCUCUGAGGCGCCAGCAGUUGGAACAACAGCAGAACGAGGAACACAAACGCCUCCUACUGGCCGAACGACAGAAACGCAUAGAGGAGCAGAAAGAACAGAGGAGGAGACUGGAGGAGCAACAGCGCAGGGAGCGUGAGUUGAGGAAGCAGCAGGAGAGAGAACAGAGGAGGCGCUAUGAGGAGAUGGAACAACUACGGAGAGAUGAGGAGAGGAGGCACGCGGAGAGAGAACAGGAAUAUAUCCGUAGACAGCUGGAGGAGGAACAGAGACAGUUAGAGAUCCUACAGCAACAGCUUCUACAGGAGCAGGCUCUACUGCUGGAGUAUAAGCGUAAGCAGAUUGAGGAACAACGUCAAGCCGAGAGACUCCAGAGACAGUUACAACAGGAGAGAGCCUACCUGGUGUCUCUACAACAGCAGCAACAGCAACAACAACAAAACCAAGAUGGCCGACCAGGCGAGAAGAAACCUCUGUAUCACUAUAAAGACUCAGCUAGUCCUACUGACAAACCUGCAUGGGCUAAAGAGGUCCUGAAGCAGCAGACACACCCCCAGAGCCACUCACCCCGCCCAUUCCUCAGACAAAGCCACUCCUUCAACCAACCUUCAUCCCCCAUUCCCUCCCACGCCAACCUCCCUCGCCGAGCCCCCUCCGACCCCACCCGCCCCCCUCACAUCCGUAUCUCCCUGGAGACCAGGGAUCUAGUAGAUCCUGUUCUGAAACAGGAGAUCAGCCAGCAGGUUAGAGAGAUGAGAGCUCAGAAAGCCGGUCAGAGGGUGGUCAGACAGAAAGAAAGAGGACGCAAUACCGGAGCCAACCACCAGGGGGUAGUACAACACAACAACCGGGGGCCAAAAGGGCCUAGCCGAGCUGGUCAAAAGGCUGGUCAGCAAGACCGAGUACGCAGUGCCAGACCUAAACACCAAGGGCCACAACCCAACCCCAACCAGGGGCCACAUCAUAAUGGGAAGGGGCAACAGGCUGGCUUUAACCGAGGCCCCAGCCCUAACCCCAACCACAACCAAUCUCAAAAAGAGAGCCCCAUCUCUAAUCCCCAAGCCCCUAACCAAGAGGCCCUCAAUGGGCCAGCCUGGGCACCCAGCUCCAGCCCCAACCAGGGACAUAACCUGGGGGUGAAAGACCAGGGGCAGAUAUGGGUGGAGGAGCGGUCCAAGCUGAACAGACAGAGUUCUCCAGCGCUACAGCAUAAGGCCGUCUCCAGCCGGGUCUCUGAGGCCUCCCUGCCUCCUCGCUCCGAGUCCUUCAGCACUGCAGGGAUGCAGCCGGCCCGCACCCCACCAACACACCGCCCAGUUGAACCACAGAUGGCCCAUCUGAUUCCAGUGAAGACCAUGACAGGCUCUCAGUCUCUGCAGGAGAGCAGAGGGGGAGAGGCGGGGGGGAUGGGGAGGAGAGGGGAGGAGGGGGGAGGCAUGCCCCCCCGUCAGAACUCUGACCCCACCUCUGACUCGAACCCCGCCCCUCCACCUCGUACCACUAGCCGAGAGGACGAUGAGCUUCCCCCUAAGGUCCCUCAGAGAACCACCUCCAUCUCCCCAGCCCUGAUGAGGAAAAACUCCCCCAACGGACAGGGACUCAUACGAGACAGUAAUCCAGACCUGAGAGCAUCAGAGUUGUGUCUGGAUACUGCUCUACAGAGGUCCUCUCACUCCUCCUCCUCAUCCUCACCUUCAUCACAGAGAGGUCCACCAGUCCAGGAGACCUCCCCCCCAGCAGAAGCCAAUCAGGAGGUCAGGAUCAGACCGGAGGAGGGGCGAGACUCAGGCAGACCCAGCAGACCUGCCAGCUAUAAGAAAGCCAUAGAUGAGGACCUAAGUGCGCUGGCUAAGGAGCUGAGAGAGUUGAGGGUAGAGGAGGGCAGUAGACCUCCAGUGAAGGUGAGAAAGGUGACGGACUACUCAUCCUCGAGUGAGGAGCGGUCAGAGAGCAGCGACGAGGACGGAGAGACGGGGCAAGAUGGGACUGUGGCCGUCAUGCCACAGCAGGGUGAAGCAUAUGGAGGUUUGACUGAAGAACCUCUGGCGGGCUCCUUCAACACAACACAGGACAGCACUCUGAUCAUGACAGAGGCGGAGGAGAGGAGUAGGGCACCAGGCCAUGGUGAGAGUAACGGGUUUCAUAGCAACCAUCACGGCAGCGGUAACCAAGGCAAUCUCCCUGACCUGGUCCAGCAGAGCUCCUCCUCUUCACCCUCAACCCUGGAUGCACUGAAAGAGCAAUUUGGAUCUAAAGCCUCCUUCUCCCCAUUCGGUGACCCACGGUCCUAUCAGACCUCCCCUACUGAAGACGAGGAAGAGAGCUCAGCUGGUCUGUUCGCCAGUGAGUUGCUGCAUCAGGAGCAGGCCAGACUAGCCGAGGCCAGAAAGAUCAGCGUGGUCAACGUCAACCCAACCAACAUACGACCUCACAGUGACACGCCUGAGAUACGCAAAUACAAGAAGCGCUUCAACUCUGAGAUACUGUGUGCUGCUCUCUGGGGUGUGAACCUGCUGGUGGGGACAGAGAAUGGUUUGAUGUUGCUUGACCGUAGCGGUCAGGGGAAGGUCUAUAACCUGAUAACCAGGAGACGCUUCCUACAGAUGGACGUCCUGGAGGGACUUAAUGUCCUGGUUACUAUAUCAGGGAAGAAGAAUAAGCUGCGUGUGUACUACCUGUCCUGGCUGAGGAACAGGAUACUCCACAACGACCCAGAGGUGGAGAAGAAGCAGGGCUGGGUCACUGUAGGAGAGCUGGAGGGCUGCGUACACUACAAAGUUGUAAAGUACGAGAGGAUCAAGUUCCUGGUGAUCGCUCAGAAGAACGCAGUGGAGAUCUAUGCCUGGGCCCCCAAACCCUACCACAAGUUCAUGGCCUUCAAGUCAUUCACUGACCUGCAGCACCGCCCCCAGCUGGUUGACCUGACGGUGGAGGAGGGGCAGAGGUUAAAGGUCAUCUACGGCUCCAGCCUGGGCUUCCAUGUCAUCGACGUCGACUCUGGCAACCCUUACGACAUCUACGUCCCCUCACACAUUCAGACCCAGGUGACUCCCCAUGCCAUCGUGAUUCUUCCUAAGACAGACGGGAUGGAGAUGUUGUUAUGUUAUGAAGAUGAGGGAGUCUACGUCAAUACCUACGGACGCAUCACUAAAGACGUCGUGCUGCAGUGGGGAGAGAUGCCUACUUCUGUUGCAUAUAUCCACUCUAGCCAGAUCAUGGGCUGGGGGGAGAAGGCCAUAGAGAUCAGGUCUGUGGAGACAGGACACCUGGACGGGGUCUUCAUGCACAAGAGAGCCCAGAGACUCAAGUUCCUGUGUGAGAGGAAUGACAAGGUGUUCUUUGCGUCAGUGAGGUCUGGAGGCAGCAGUCAGGUCUUCUUCAUGACCCUCAACCGUAGCUCCAUGAUGAACUGGUGAAACUAACCCCUCCCACUGUCUUCCCAUUGGCCUGCUCAGCUGUCCAUCACGGGCCAAGGCUAAUUUCAUAAGCCAAUUAAAACAAUGGACCAAGAGAAUCAAAUCGCGACCUGAAUCAAAGAAGUGAAUUGAAAAAUAGGAGAGUCCAACACUGAAUCGAAACUGAGAGAAUCAAACACUGAAUGACUCGAACGCUGAGAGAAUCAAAUAUCAAAUCAGUGUGAAAGAAUUGAAGUGUAAAUGAAUCAGGCUCUGAGAGAAUCAAACUUGAAGACAGUGAAACACUGAGAGACUACAACACUGUAACAGACUUGAAGGACUAUAAAGAAUGAAAUAAUAAAGAGAUACAUGACUAUUAUGAAGAGGAGUCUGAAGGUAGAGGAGUGUUUGGAUCAACGGGGGCGUUGGUUCCUGGUUUUCCAAGAUCUCGACUACCGUCUGUGGAGACGAACCGGAACUUCCGGAUCCUAAUCUUUCUUUCUCACCUCCACUUCACCUUUAAUAACGUCCCCUCUUUCUCCACCACUCCACCCCUCUUCUCUAAAAUAUCGGCUAUGUCCCUUUAAAACAAAAUCCUUGCCUCUAUCUCCCUCCUCUUCUCCUCCUGUCCCUCUGUCUCCCUCCUCUUCUCCUCCUGUCCCUCUAUCUCCCUCCUCUUCUCCUCCUGUCCCUCUGUCUCCCUCCUCUUCUCCUCCUGUC
Oncorhynchus mykiss (rainbow trout) is the source of this 5537-nucleotide messenger RNA. RefSeq names its product traf2 and NCK-interacting protein kinase. Gene Ontology annotation, cellular component: cytosol. Gene Ontology annotation, molecular function: protein kinase activity; ATP binding. The record is from RefSeq and is a predicted model, not a curated record. NCBI's taxonomy places the organism in Eukaryota, Metazoa, Chordata, Actinopteri, Salmoniformes, Salmonidae. Gene Ontology annotation, biological process: protein phosphorylation.